AUGAACGGGUCACGAGUAUUGUCGUUGGAUUCGGAACCAGUGCUGGCAGCACCUCGUCGAAAUAUUACAAGCGCGAAAGGGGAUGGAAGUGAUUUCAUAGCAUGGGUAGAAGCACAUGGCAGUCCUUCAGAAGCAGCGCCGGCCACCCCUCUUGUCGGGCCGCCUUCAACAGACGACACUGACUCAGUCAAAAGUUCGUAA
Gongylonema pulchrum is the source of this 201-nucleotide messenger RNA. NCBI's taxonomy places the organism in Eukaryota, Metazoa, Nematoda, Chromadorea, Rhabditida, Gongylonematidae. The record is from the annotation of a GenBank genome assembly.